AUGAGUGAAAAAGUUAUCAAUAAAAUAAUUAAAAACCUAAAGUCUGCAAAUGAUAACGAUAAGCUUGCUGCACUUAUGUAUCUCACAAAGCUCUUUCCUAAACCAGAAGAUCUGAAAAAUUCAAAAAGAUCAACUGAAAUAUGGCAAGCUCUACGUUCAACACAGUUCCUUGAAAGAGCACUCAAGUUAGAAUCGACGCAGCCGUUGGUUUUUUCGAUCCUUUCUGUAUUUAAUGGAAUAGUUCCAAAAAAUGAAUUAAAACCAUUUCUUCCUUUAUUGAAAGAUGCAAUUUCUGCCGAAGACUCGUCAUCUGUUAUAGUUGAAAUAUGCCAGAAUCUUGAUGAUAUUGUUGACUUUAUAAAAUUAUAUCCUUUUAAUAAGGAAAAUCUUCCAAUAUUUGCUGCUGCAACAGAUGGACCAAAGAAAUGUUCAAUGGACUCUUCUGUAUAUAAUCUUAGAAAACAGAUAUUUGACGAAAUUGGAAAAGAUGAAGAUUUAAACAUCAGAAGAUAUCUAUUUCUGAUUAUUUCUCACAUGUGCCGAUUAUCCAAUGGAUUGUUUGCACUUUAUUCGGCUCCAAAUAAAAUGGAUUUGGCUCCAUUUUUAGGAUCAAUUAGAUUAGCUUUUAUUGAAAUCAGACUCCAACUUGAUGUACCAGUAAAUUAUCUGGAAAUAGAAAAAGAAGAGAAAGAAGAGAGGCUAAAAGAAGAAAAAGAAGUCAAAAAAGACAAAGAUGAAAUUGAUCUUGAUGAUGAGGAAGAAGAAUUUAAACUUCCUGAGCCAAUCCAUGGUAUGAAAUUCUCUCCAAAUAUAGGUCCUCUAAUUAACCCCGAUAUUACAGCAGCAGCUUCUCAAUUACUUGAAAAUGCAGUAUUUGUUUUACUAGAAAACGAAGAUAGACUCAGUGAUGAUGAAGUUAAUAGUUAUUUCGAAACACUCAACACUGUUAUUAUGGAUUCAAUGGAGAUCGUUAAAGCAGCUAAUGGAGAAAGAGACAAAGAUAGAAAAGAACUUCAAGUUUUGCUUUCAAUUAUUGGUAUGUGGCUACGAGAUGCAGAGUUUCUGUGCGCAAACAAAUCUCUUAUUAUUGCACUUCCAAAUCUUAUCCGUCUGUUGAAGUAUUUUCCAGCUCAAGCUUUGCAAUUCCUCCCUGCUUUCUCAAUUUGGAGCGAUGAAUAUCUCAGAAACUUAAAAGUUGCUCAAUUCUCUGAACUUGUUGAUGUAAUUAAUGAAGCUGGAGAUGAUGUAGAGAAGGAAACUGCAAAAAUGAUUAAUUCAAAGAUAAGGGGGCUUAAGUGA
Molecule: messenger RNA, 1299 nt
Organism: Trichomonas vaginalis G3
Lineage: Eukaryota; Parabasalia; Trichomonadida; Trichomonadidae
Product: armadillo (ARM) repeat-containing protein family
Exons: 1
Coding region: 1-1299 (432 amino acids)
Source: RefSeq, a predicted model, not a curated record